AAUAAUCCGCGCGUUAAUGAGGACCCGAAGGACGCACUGCUCAGAGAGUUUCAGUCAGAGAUUGAAAAACUGAAACAACAACUCAUCGAAAAGAGGCGACGAAAAGAGAACCGAUUGUCCGGUAAUAUAAGCGACGAUCAGUCGACUACUCCUGUGUCCGAAACGGGGCCUCAAAUAGACACCGAAGCGGCCGAAAAACUUCAGGCAAAGAUCAAAGCCAUGGAAAGCAAGCUAUUGGUCGGCGGCAAGAAUAUUGUCGAUCACACGAAUCAACAACAGAUGGAAUUAGAGCUCAAGAGUAAGGAACUGAUGACUCAGAAACGACGGGAGAGAGAAAUGUUGCAGAGAUUGGAAGAACAGGAGGAGACUGUACUCGAGAUUAGAGAGACGUUUACAUCACUUCAACACGAAGUGGAGUCUAAGCGAAGAAAGUUAAAGAAAUUGGUUUCAAAAUUGCAAUCAAUUAAAACAGAGACCAAAGAUGUGAUGGAAGCGAAUGGACGCGAACGACGAGAGUUGGAAAAUAUGCAAAACGAACUCAUGAAGGAAUUGAAACUCAAAUACCUCGUUAUCGACAACUUUAUACCAAUCGAUGAGAAAAAUAAACUCUUGAGUCGUAUUGUCUUCGAUGAGGACGAAGAGAAUUGGAAGAUAAUGAAGACGUCGAGCGUCGACAGCAAUGUAUGCAAACGACCCAAUUCUUGCGCCGGAUAUCGGUAUCCCAUCUCAGAGUUCGCCCGAUUGGCCGCCGAAGUGAGCGCUGGCGUGAGGUAUAGGUGUGAGAAUAUAAUGGACUGCGAACUCGAGAUGAGUUGCCGCACCACCAAAGACUAUACGGCUCCCAGACUAUCACCGAGAGUGAGGGCUGCGCUCGACAACGCACUCAAACGCGAAGACGAUAUUGACGUCGAGAUCAGUACAAUUCCUGCGCCGACUUCUCGUCGAAAAGGGAAGGAAAAGGAGUCAAACGGCAAUAUUUUGCGUCCGUUGACUGCGCUUAAGAUAUCAAAUCGGAGUUCGUCUCGAAAUUUAUACUCACGGCCGGACACUGCGAGUGCCAAUCAGUCCUUCCCUCAGGCCAGAGGACUCAUUCGCAAAUGA
Messenger RNA from Medioppia subpectinata, 1101 nucleotides. NCBI's taxonomy places the organism in Eukaryota, Metazoa, Arthropoda, Arachnida, Sarcoptiformes, Oppiidae. The record is from the annotation of a GenBank genome assembly.